AUGGGUAAGCUUAUUUCUUCAUUAAUUCUUGUUAAUGCUCGGAUGAACCUUUCAAUUUCCCGCUCUUCUUUUUCUUCCAUUGCUACCAUAUUCGAUGUUUUACCUACGAAUCCGGUGUGUGUGCGGGAAAAGUACAACGAAUAUAAUUCUCUCACCUUGUUUCUUAAGAGUCUUGACAAGGAACCUAAGCGUUCCAUCGUGGAAUUCAACAAAUCUUUAAGAGACAUGGUUGGAAUGAAACAUUAUGCGGAUGCUGUUUCUAUGUGUAGCGAGAUGGACUUGGUAGGAGUUUCUCAUGAUGCUUAUUCUCUCAACAUCUUGAUUCACUGCUUUUGUCAAUUAGGCCAAACUGAUUUUGGGUUUUCUGUUUUGGGGAAAAUGCUCAAGUUAGGAGUUGAACCUGAUGUUGUAACCUUGUCCGCUUUGAUUAGUGGACUUUGUAUGCGACCUAAUAUUUUGGAAGCCGAUAAAUUGUUUCACGAGAUGAUUGAAAGAGGUUAUCAACCUAGGUUCAAUUUUACAGUUUUAAUAUUGUGCAGAUUGCUUAAGAUCAUAAAAGCCAAAAGAGCUGUUAGUUUUCUAAGGAUGGUGGAAGAAACAGGCAUUGAACAUGAUACUGUUGCAUAUACCUCUGUCAUCGACUCUUAUUGCAAGGAGGGGCUGUUACAGGAGGAGGCUCUCCAUCUCGUGUCCCAAAUGAGGGAUAAGGGUAUUAGACCAAUUGUCGAUACUUACACAUUCUUAAUGCAUGCAAUAUAUAAGUCGGAGGGGGCGGCAACUAGGGUUUUGACUGACAUGAUGGAUUACAAAAUUUCUCUAAACAUCUCCCUCUACAACAUAUUGAUUAAUGCACAGUGCAAGGAGGGGAUGAUUUUCAAAGCUAUGGAUACCAUUGACACAAUGAGAAAGCAAGGGAUUGAGCCUCAUGUGGUCACGUACAAUAUACUGAUUGCUGCACUUUGUGAUAAGGGGGUGGUUCCCGAAGCUGAAGCGAUUGUUCACACGAUGGAAAAGCGAGGAAUUAAGCUCGGUUUCGAGACGUAUAGUAUAUUGGUGGAUGCACAUUGUAAGGACGGAAUGGUUCCCAAAGCUGAAGGUAUUGCUGUCACAAUGAGAAAGCUAGGCAUUGAGCCUGAUGUUGUCACGUAUAAUAUAUUCAUCGAUGCACUUUGCAAGAAGGGGAUGGUAUCCGAAGCUGAAGAUAUCUUUGCCACGAUGGCAAAGCAAGGCGUCGCGCCUGAUCUUGUCACGUAUCGUUCAUUGAUUGGUGCACUUUACAACGAGGGGAUGGUUUCCGAAGCUGAAUAUAUGCUUGACACAAUGGAAAAGCAAGGCAUCGGGCCUGAUGGUGUCAGGUAUGAUAUGUUGAUCCCUGCACUUUCCAAAGCUAAAGAUAUUGUUGACAAAAUGAGAAAGCGAGGCAUUGAGCCUUGUGAUGUCACGUAUAAUAUAUUGGUGGAUGCCUAUUGGAAAGAGGGAAUGGUUACCGGAGCUUUAGAUGUCAUUUCCACAAUGAGAAAGCAAGGCAUUGAGCCUGAUGACGCCACCUGCAACGCUCUUGUGCAAUUCAUGACGUAUGGUAUAUGA
This is a messenger RNA of Hibiscus syriacus, 1587 nucleotides long. RefSeq names its product putative pentatricopeptide repeat-containing protein At1g12700, mitochondrial. Lineage: Eukaryota; Viridiplantae; Streptophyta; Magnoliopsida; Malvales; Malvaceae. The transcript has a single exon. The coding region runs from base 1 to 1587 and encodes 528 amino acids. Gene Ontology annotation, molecular function: protein binding. The record is from RefSeq and is a predicted model, not a curated record.